UUACAAAAUCGAAAAUCGAAAGUGGAGUUGUCUAUAAAAUCCCUUCCAUCCCUUCUCUUCUCGUACGUAAAAUUCUUGUUCCUUAAACACACGUCUAAAGCUGUUGGGCUGAGUUAUACAAUAAUAAUGGCGGAAGAUUGUUGCAGCUUCCAACUCAUUAGCGGUGCCGGUGUCUUAAACGUGGAAGGACUCGAAAACUUCACGAGGACCACCAACCUCGCACAGCGUCGUCUCUCCUAUGCUGCUGUUGCAGUUAUUGGCCCCCAAAGUAGCGGGAAGAGCACCCUCUUGAAUAAGCUCUUUCGGACAGAUUUCACGAUGAUGGAUGCAUAUGAAGGAAGGGGUCAAACAACCCAAGGGAUUUGGAUUGGGAAGGGUAUUGGUAUUGAGCCUUUCACAAUUGCCAUCGAUGUGGAGGGAUCGGACAGCAGCGAAAGAGGCCAAGACGGCACAACAACAUUUGAAAAGCGAAGUGCUCUCUUUGCUUUGGCAAUUGCUGACAUUGUAAUAAUAAACAUGUGGUGCCAUGACAUUGGUCGAGAUAAUGCUGCCAGCAGACCCCUUUUGAAAACAGUUUUUGAGGCCAUGACGCGUUUAUUUGGCGCCCGCAAAACAACCCUGUUGUUUGUUCUACGCGACCAAACACCGACUCCACUUGAACGUCUAAAACAUAUUCUGAGGCGAGAUAUUGAUCAGAUAUGGGCUGCAGCUGCUAAAUCCAAGGCUCAGACUCUGGGUGAUUUUUUUAAUGUGGAGAUCAUUGCUUUGCCUAACUUUCUAUACGAGAAGGAGAGGUUUAAUGAGCAGGUUGCUCUGCUGAGGCAGCGGUUCAUCCAUUCCAUCUCUCCAGGAGGUCUUGUUGGUGAUAGGAAGGAUGUUCAACCUGCUUCAGGGUUUCCCCUUCGUGUAGAACAGAUAUGGAAAACCAUAAAGGAAAACAAGGAUCUGGAUCUUCCUGCUUUGGAGGUGAUGGUUGCCACAUUUCGAUGUGAACAGAUUGCCAAGGAGAAGCUCAGUAGCUUGAAAUUGGAUGGGACUUGGUUGGCAAUGAGUAAAGCUCUUAAAUCCGGCCCCGUAUCAGAGUUCGGGAAAAAGCUCAGCUCUAUUUUGGAAAGCUAUCUUUCUCAAUAUGACAAGGAGGCGAUGGAUUAUGAAGAAAGCAUUAGAAAAGACAAACAGCAACGGUUAGAAACAGAAGCACUACAAUUUGUAUACCCAGCUUAUGCUGCCAUGCUGCAACAUCUACGUUCUACUGCACUGAAAAGCUUUAAGACUAGGCUGGAAAAGACGGUGAAGGAGAAACGAGGAGAUGGAUUUGAAGAGUCUGUUGAUAAUUGUGGUUGGUUCGGCAUGCUCGAAUUUGAGAGAGGAUGUGAAGAUGCAACUAUAAAAAAAAGGGUUAGUGGCUGGCUUGCUGAAAAAGUCAAUGUCAAGGAUAGACUUCGCGGGGACAUAGAGACACUUAAAUCCAAUAAGAAAGCCGAAUAUAAGGUUGCUCAACUGAGGCAGCGGUUUGUCCAUUCCAUUUAUCCAGGAGGUCUUGUUGGUGACAGGGAGGAAGUUGAACCUGCUUCAGGAUUUCCUCUUCGUGCAGAAGAGAUUUGGAAAAUAAUAAAAGACAACAGGGAUUUAGAUCUUCCUGCUGUCAAGGUCAUGGUUGCCACUGUUCGAUGUGAAGAGAUUGCUGGUGAGAAGCUCAAAUGCUUUACAACCGACGAGGAUUGGUUGGAAAUGAAGGAAGCUGUUCAAGCUGGUCCAGUAUCAGGGUUUGGAGGAGCUGUCAGUUCUAUUUUGGAAACCUAUCUUUCAGAAUAUGACAGGGAGGUAGUCUAUUUUGAUCAAGAAGUACGAAAUGCAAAACGGCGACUGUUGCUGUCAAACGCAUUGAUGGUGGUACGCGAUGCCUAUGAUACCAUGCUGAUGCAUUUGUAUUUGAACACAGUCAAUAGGUUUAAAACUAGCCUGGAACAGUCGCUGAAUGAAGGAAAAGAAUAUGUUGCUGCUAUUCAUCUCUGUUCCCAAUCGUGCAUGCGCAAGUUUGAUCAAGGAUGUGAAGAUGCUGCCAUUCAACAGAGUGAGUGGGAUGCUUCGAAAUUCCGGGAAAAACUUAUUUGCCAUAUGUUGUCAGAAAUGAUGGCAAAGUACAAGAAACAAAUAACUCUUGCGCUUGCCAAAAGAGUAGAAUCCUUAUUGGAAGCUGGUGAAAGAGUUACAUGGACAUCAAUAAGAAAUCUUUUUGAGCGCAACACUGAGGCUGCUGUAUCAGAGUUUUCAGAUGCUGCUGUUAGUUUCAGUUUGCACAGUUCUGAAAUCGACACUAAAUUGCAACGUUUGAGGGAGCAUGCGAGAAAUUUAUUGGAGAUGAAGGCAAGAGAAGCAGCAGAUGCAGGGAGAGUUCUGAUGCGCAUGAAGGAUAGGUUCGCAAAGGUUUUCAAUCAUGAUGAAAACUCAACGCCUAGGGUUUGGACUCCGGAACAAAACAUUGAAGAAAUUGAAAGGAAAGCCCUCUCUGCGUCUUUGAAAAUUCUAGCAGUCAUGGCGGCCAUACGCUUAGAUAACACAGCGGAUCAGAUUGAGAAUGUACUCUCUUCGUCUCUCAUGGGUGCUGUUCCAGCUGUUGAUCCCCUGGCCUCUAACACAUGGGAAGAGGAAUCGAAUAUGAGGCAGGUUUCCCCAAACGCUACGCUGCUUACACCAGUGCAGUGCAAGUCACUAUGGAUACAGUUCACAGCAGACAUAACAUAUAUAGUGAACCAGGCUAAAUCCGCUCAGGAAGCUCGUAAGCAAGCUAAAAAGGUGAUUCAACAGAUGUUCAGGUUAGUGCUGUUAGCGAUGAUGACAUUGCUGUCGGCAUAUGGGGCCAUGGGGAUAGCUGCAAAGCCGGAGGUGGCAGCGGUGAUGAAGGAAGUAUGGCAAGCGUUGGCAGUUUUGAUGAAAGAUUUAGGGCCGGAGGUGUUGGCGGUCCUGAAAGAUGAAGUGCCAAAGGCGUUAAGUUUUUUAGGACCGCAAAUGGUGGCAGCGAUAAUGGCGCUGUUGACAAAAAUGAUGGCAAGGUGGCGAUAGAAAUUGGUGUGUAGUUCUUAGGUUAAAGACUCACAAUUUGCACGGUUGAUGUUUGCACCUAAUCUUAAUGCAUUUUGCAAUGGUAAAUCAUGGAAAAGAUCUGUCAUUUUAUUGCCCCCAUUGAGAUUAUAAUUGAACUUAUUAUAAACCAACCAAUCCAUGUUGGUAAAAUGUAUGGAGAGAAUCAACUGGAAACCGAGAGAUCUUCUCACAGCCACUCCAUAUAUAAAAGCCAUCUCAGUACUUUUCUUUUC
This is a messenger RNA of Populus trichocarpa (black cottonwood), 3317 nucleotides long. RefSeq names its product protein ROOT HAIR DEFECTIVE 3 homolog 2. The transcript has 27 exons. Bases 127 to 3063 code for a protein of 978 amino acids. The record is from RefSeq and is a predicted model, not a curated record. Gene Ontology annotation, cellular component: endoplasmic reticulum. Gene Ontology annotation, molecular function: GTP binding; GTPase activity. Gene Ontology annotation, biological process: endoplasmic reticulum membrane fusion. Lineage: Eukaryota; Viridiplantae; Streptophyta; Magnoliopsida; Malpighiales; Salicaceae.